AACAUAUCAUAUCAUACAACAAUAUUUAUAGUAUAACAAUAUUAUGAUAUUAUAGCCGUCAAGUGCUGUUAUCAGUUUCCCGGUCCGCCCUUCCAAGUGAUAAAGGAUGAAAAGUUGAAAGCAAGCUGGUGUAUGAAUACACCCGUGGCUGAAAAGUAGUGUUUAAAGUGUUUAACCUAAGCAGUAAACAGUAAACAUGCACAACACCAAACAGACAAAUAUUGUUCAAAACGAUUAUUUUUUACGCUUUGUUUAUCCAUACUAUUUUAUUAUUUGCACUUAGGGUAUUAUGGAUUAUUCUUUUUUUCACAUUCGCGCGCAUUCCGAGUUCCCAGUUCCGACGGAGACACGAAGUUCUGACCAAUUUGUAAGACUAAUGAUUUUUCAACUUAAGUCUUGACUCGGUUUCGCCAGACAAAGUGGGCGAACCACGAAGCCGUGAUUUACAAAAGUGUACACCAUCGUCGGAAAAAAGGCACAUAUUUUACGUCGAUAUCGCGAUAAACGUACGUUCCACUAAUCCACUACAAACGAUAGGUCAUCUCGUUGCUUAAAGUUUAAAUUGGUUCCAUGUAUUAAGAUAAUUAUGGUAAAAAGAAUUUGUAAUUCCAAUUGGGACGCAGAUCCAGAAAUCGGUGAACAUGAAGUCAGAUAUUCAGCAUAUGUUACUAAAUCACCAAAAAGAUCUAGAUUAUCACCUGAAAGAAGACCAUUUUUGCCAUAUGGGGUUGGACCAGAUGUUGACUGUGAAAUAGAUGAUGAAUCUGGUAAACCUGAUUAUUUAAGUUAUAGUAUAAUACCAAAAGAGAUUGAAGAAACAUUAAGAAAAGAUCAAACAAAAAAAUUAAAACAAACCAAAAAAAACCAAAAUUUAGAAUUAUCUCUUGAUCAUGUUUAUAAGGUAAUACGUGAAUUAAAACUACCAAUAUUUCAAAGGAUUAUCAAACAAAACAAGUUUGAAUUGAUACGAAUAGCAAAACGUCAUCCAGAUCGGCAUCAUUUAUAUGUUACUCAACUUUUGUUAAGAACAAUAUUUAAUCCCGUUCAGAAAGUUUGGAUAUAUUCACAAAUAAAGGAAGUAUUAAAUAUCUCUCCGCAUGAAUUCGCUAAAGUUAAACAUGUAUAUACGGUACUAGCACCAGAAGUAGCACUAAUGGUUUUGAAAAAUAAAUUUAAAGACUUUGCUAAAAUAUGUGAUGAAAAUCAAUUGAAUGCGUUUACACUUUUAAAUAGUACAUUUUUUGAUGACCGAUAUGAAAAAGAUUUACAUUGUCGAACCUAACAAAAUUAUAAUGUAUAAUUAUACAUUUUUUGUACCUAUUGUAUGUUUUUUUUUACAAUCUAAGUAAAUGGUAUGUAGUAAAUGGGGGUUUAUUUUUUUUUAUAAAAUGAUACCAAUUUUGAUUUUAAGUAGAAAAGUAUACCUAUUUGUUUUUAUUAGAAGUGCUCGGAAAGCAUAUUUGACUUAUUUAGUGGGAAGACUGAACAUUGUGAAAUAAUUAGUUAAUUUGAAAGGUUAGUAAUUAUAUUGAUAUCCUUGAAAUAUAUUUAUACUAAUAAAUGAGAUUAUUAUAUUUAUAUAAAAUAGUGUGUUUUAAUUUUAAUUUUCUAUUAUUAUUUAUUAUUCUCAAGUAAAAAAUAGUUAAUCUAUUAUUUUUUGUGAUGUGUUCUUUCUACAUUUCCAAUUGAAAUAUUCUAAAAUCUUUAACUAUUCCAAAAUGUUUAUUUAAUAUAAACAAUUAUAGAAUACCUUACUUUUUGGAAUUUUAUUAUUAUAUACCUAUAUUUAUUUUUUUAAAUAAAAUAUGAAUUGUAUUUUUAAUUAUGCCUUGGCAAUUUAUCAAUUACCUAGAUAUUUUACAGAAUUUGAAUUACUUAUUAAGUAUAAUAUAAAAUAUACUUGUGAUUUCUAUU
This is a messenger RNA of Metopolophium dirhodum (rose-grain aphid), 1914 nucleotides long. RefSeq lists its product as uncharacterized. Bases 587 to 1282 code for a protein of 231 amino acids. The record is from RefSeq and is a predicted model, not a curated record. Lineage: Eukaryota; Metazoa; Arthropoda; Insecta; Hemiptera; Aphididae. The transcript is spliced from 9 exons.